Branchiostoma belcheri (Belcher's lancelet) is the source of this 1426-nucleotide messenger RNA. RefSeq names its product E3 ubiquitin-protein ligase MARCH8-like. Gene Ontology annotation, molecular function: zinc ion binding. The transcript is spliced from 5 exons. NCBI's taxonomy places the organism in Eukaryota, Metazoa, Chordata, Leptocardii, Amphioxiformes, Branchiostomatidae. The record is from RefSeq and is a predicted model, not a curated record. The coding region runs from base 305 to 1426 and encodes 373 amino acids.
GUAGCGCUGCUGUCUUCACUACCAAGCCGGCUCUGUGUGCUUCAAACAAGCCUCUAGGGACUAUGUGUGAGUGCUCAUUUCUUCUCCCGUAGACGUUCAAUCAUUGCACGUACACGGAAGUGUGCCUAGGAAGUCGUAAUCGUGAUCUUAAAGAGAUUGGAAACACAACGAAGGAGAUCUUGACACCGCGGCAAGGCUUCGCAGUGUGUGUGGAGAAAAACAUCGCCAUCUGUAGAGAUGAUAAGACGAGAUUUGGAGGAGCAACCGGGUUGGCUGCUUACAGAACCGAAGCGGAAGUGACGUCAUGUACGAAAGGGACGAUACCACUGAGUCGCGGGUGGGGGAGGGACAGCAGGCCUCUCAGAAACGUGGCAGCAUGUCAGCGUUUUACGGCAUCAAGGAAACGGCAGACGUGUCGGACUUCGCCUUCGUUCGGCCAUACUCGUCGGAAUCUACGUCAUCUUCGGCAAAUUCCGAAAUGUGCCGAAUAUGUCUCGAAGGUCGCCGAGCGGGAUUUCUGGCCCGCCCUUGCCGAUGUAAGGGGACGAGCGCGUUUGUUCACCUGCCUUGUCUGAAGGAAUGGCUGCUGAAGUCCAACUCCUCCAGGUGUGAGCUGUGCAGGUACAAGUUCAAGACCAAGAGAAGGUGGAAGCCACUCAAGGAGUGGGUCCUGUUCAACCUGUCUCCGGAGAACUCCACGUACCUGAAGAUCAUCCUCGUCAUCAUCGUCCUGCUGCUGCUGUUCACGCUGGCCGGCGUGUACCUGUGCUCGGACGUCGGCACCCUGCACGGCCCCACCAUCAAACAGAAAGACGUGCCGGCAUGGAAAGUCAUGAGUAUAUCGGUGCUGUCGCUGUGCUCCGGCGCCCUGUACGUGAUCGGCUGUCUCUACUGCUGCUGCCACUGCGGAGGCGUCUGGCGGGAGUGGACCGCCAAGAACCAGACGAUGACAAUCCUACUUCCCCGCAGAGUCAUCACGGCCUGGACGGAUCCCGGCCAGUACUUCACCGUCUACAGCGAAAUGAAGAGACCCCGGGAACAAAAGCAGUCGACCUGGCAGGCUCUGACUGAGGAAACACCGCAGGGCUCCCUGGGUAAUGAUGACGUCACGCGCGCUGAAAUACCGCAGGGCUCCCUGGGUAAUGAUGACGUCACGCGUGUUGAAGAAAAUCAAGAUGGCGACCGACCAGGUUCGACCACAUCGAUGACGGUGAGCGGCAGCGCAUACGGCUGGGCCCGUGUGCCGCGCCCAAGCUUCAUCACGAGAAGUAAUACUAGUAACCGAAACUUCCUGUCCCGCUACUUCCGCGGCAACAGGUCUCCGUCUGUCACCCCAGAACUGACGGAGGUUGAUGACGUCACUAGUGAUCAUGAGAUUAGUCGUAUCGACUUGACGGAAGGACUCAUUGAGAUCGGCAUCCUGUAG